AUGAACUCCACAGUCGGGGUCGGGAAUGGGACGGGAUCUGCCCAUUACAUGUUCUCAUUUUUUCAGGCUCUGGACAAGAAUCUGAUCGUUGUCAUUCUGGGAAUCUCCAUCAACUCUGUGAACGCCACGAUGGUCCACACGUUUAGGAAGCACUAUAUCCUGCGGUCCAACCCGCGGUACAUCCUGUUCGCCCACCUGGUGCUGAACGACAUGAUCCAGCUGACCAUCAGCAUCUCUCUCUUCAUCCUUAGCUUUGCAUUAGGCUCCAUCCCUGUCUUCAUCUGCCUAUUCCUCAUCCUCCCUGCCAUCAUCAGCACCAUGAACACACCUCUGAAUCUGGCUGUCAUGGCAACAGAAUGCUUCAUGUCCAUCUGCUUUCCGCUGCGCUACAACUACAUCUGUACAGUGAAGAGAACAUACAUUACUAUUGGGUUGAUUUGGGCAGUGAGCUCUCUGUCGGUGCUGCCGGACGUCUUCAUCCUUGUAGCCACAGAGCAGCACUUCCUCCUCUCCAGAGUUCUAUGUGAAAGAGAUACCAUGUUCAGGAGCAGCCUCAGUAAGGAGAAGAGAAACGCUUCUCAUAUCUUAUUCUUCGUGCUGGUCUGGCUGACACUGUUCUGUGCUUAUUUUAAAGUUUUGUUUGCAGCCAAAGCAGCAAACACAGACGCCACAAAGGCCAGAAACACCAUCCUGCUGCACGCCUUCCAGGUGCUGCUGUGCAUGACGACUUACGUGCAUCCUUUUUUACUGCAGCUCUUUAGAUUCUUGUUCCCUGAACAGAUGAUUUCAAUAUACUUUGCAAUGUUUGUCAUAACGCAGAUCUUCCCUCGGUUUCUGAGCACGGUUAUCUACGGUUUACGGGACAAGACCUUCAGAAAGUACCUGAGCAGGUACUGUAUCUGUGUCCAGACCAAAGCUUGA
Molecule: messenger RNA, 921 nt
Organism: Oryzias melastigma (Indian medaka)
Lineage: Eukaryota; Metazoa; Chordata; Actinopteri; Beloniformes; Adrianichthyidae
Product: odorant receptor 131-2-like
Exons: 2
Coding region: 1-921 (306 amino acids)
Biological process (GO): G protein-coupled receptor signaling pathway
Cellular component (GO): membrane
Molecular function (GO): G protein-coupled receptor activity
Source: RefSeq, a predicted model, not a curated record